Messenger RNA from Hordeum vulgare subsp. vulgare (domesticated barley), 2886 nucleotides. RefSeq names its product protein CNGC15b-like. The transcript is spliced from 4 exons. Gene Ontology annotation, cellular component: membrane. Lineage: Eukaryota; Viridiplantae; Streptophyta; Magnoliopsida; Poales; Poaceae. The coding region runs from base 639 to 2762 and encodes 707 amino acids. Gene Ontology annotation, biological process: monoatomic ion transport; transmembrane transport. The record is from RefSeq and is a predicted model, not a curated record. Gene Ontology annotation, molecular function: monoatomic ion channel activity.
CAGUCGUGCGGGGAAGACAAAUGACCUACAUAUCGUCUUGGCCCCAUGCCGUAUCAAUACGGUAUGGAAUAUGUAUACGCGCGCGCAUGAAUAUCAGUUUGGUACACAAUCUGUUAUAUACACGUUGACCGUUAAAUAUUGCACGAAUCUCUCCGCUCUAUCCCACGGCAUCUCCAUAUACCCGUAUAAACCGGCACCGCUAAUUUUUCAUUUCGCUACAUAAGGCCAUAUAUAUAAGAAAUAACCUGAAAGAAAUAGUCAGGUACAGUAGGUAGUAUAAUAUCCCAGCAAAAUAAUCGUAUGCGCCCGGUUGGUGUUUCGCCUGUCCAAAUUGACUUUAUUGUACAAGUCUCUUUUUGGUGUUCUACCUUUCAAGUACUAGUACGAUCACAGGAUCCCUGUUGAAAUUAAUUGCAGAUGGCCCUUUUGAUUCUUAUGGCUGAGCGGGCAGUUGCGGUCACUCUCUUCCCACAGCACACCUGAAGACGACGACUCAUGCUAUGCCUGCAUCCACAUUCUACUAAGGCAGCAGCACUAUUUGCCUAUAUAUAUAUAUAUAGCGUUGGUUUGCACAUAGGCACACCUCCAUGAUCCGGACGAGUAGUUGGCAAAUACAGUAACAUAGUACGCACAGUACCAUGGCAUCCGGUGCUUCACGAAGCGUCAGGUUUCAGAAGGACGUGGACGUGAAGCACUUCCGAAGGAGCCCUGCGGAGAGCCCACAACCGCCGUCGUCGGGCAGAAAGCGCAGCAGGUCCCAUGAGCCGAGCCCGAGGUGGUGCUGGCCGGGAUCCCGUGACUCCCCGGAGAAACCGCGCGCGCGCACGCGCACGCGCACGAGCGGCAGAGCCCUCAAGGACAGGACGCUGUCGCGGGCCUUCUCGGAGGAGCUGGAGUCGCUGAUGCACGGCGGCGGCGACCGCCACCUCUUCUUCUUCUUCGACCCGCGCGGGCAGGCGGUGCACCGGUGGCACAAGGUGUUCCUGGCGGCCUGCCUCGCGUCGCUCUUCGUGGACCCGCUCUUCCUCUACCUGACGGGGACGCGGCGGGACGCGUGCAUCGGCUUCGACUACUCGCUGGCGCUCACGCUCUCCAUGAUACGGUCGCUGCUGGACGUCUUCUACGCCGCGCACAUCGUCAUCCGUUUCCGCACCGCCUUCAUCGCGCCGUCCUCGCGGGUGUUCGGGAGAGGGGAGCUCGUCAUCAACCCCUGCCAGAUCGCCAGGCGGUACCUUGCAUGGACCUUCUGGUUCGAUCUCUUCACCGCGCUACCACUGCCGCAGUUGGUGGUGUGGGUGGUGGUGCCGAAGCUGAGGGAAUCCGCCAUCACAAACAUUAAGAACGUCCUCCGUUUCAGCAUCAUUUUCCAGUACCUGCCGCGGCUGCUACAGAUCUUCCCGCUGACGAGGCGGAUCGUCAUGGCGACGGGGGUCAUGACCGAAAACGCCUGGGCCGGAGCAGCUUACAACCUCAUACUCUACAUGCUAGCGAGCCACGUGCUUGGAGCACUGUGGUACCUCUUCUCGGUGCAGCGGCAGGAGUCGUGCUGGCGGGAGGCGUGCCGCGUCGAGGGCCCACCGUGCCAGGACCGCUUCUUCGACUGCACAAGCACCAGCACCAGCAGGACCAUGUGGUACGCGCUCACCAACGUCACCAGGCUCUGCGCCCCCAGCAACAGCAACAACAACAACGGCUUCUACCAGUUCGGGAUCUUCGCCGAGGCGCUGGACGCCCAGCUCACCACCUCCUCCUUCACGCACAAGUACUUCUACUGCUUCUGGUGGGGGCUCAAGAACCUCAGCUGCCUGGGCCAGAACCUCUCCACCAGUCUCUCCAUCGGCGAGAUCAGCUUCGCCAUCGUCAUCGGCGUCCUCGGCCUGGUGCUCUUCGCGCUGCUCAUCGGCAACAUGCAGUCCUACCUCCAGGCCACCAUGGUGCGGCUGGAGGAAUGGCGGACCAAGCGCACGGACAUGGAGCGCUGGAUGCACCACCGCCAGAUACCGCAGCCGCUCAAGGAGUGCGUCAGGAGGUACCACCAGUACAAGUGGGUGGCCACCCGCGGGGUCGACGAGGAGGCGCUGCUCGAGGACCUCCCCAUGGACAUCCGCCGCGACAUCAAGCGCCACCUCUGCCUCGACCUCGUCCGGAGGGUGCCGCUGUUCGACGAGAUGGACGAGCGCAUGCUGGAGGCCAUCUGCGAGCGCCUGCGCCCGGCGCUCUACACAAGGGGCACGCGCCUCGUGCGGGAGCUGGACCCCGUCGACUCCAUGCUCUUCAUCAUCCGGGGACACCUCGACUCCAACACCACGCAGGGCGGGAGGUCUGGCUUCUUCAACUCGUGCCGCAUCGGGGCGGGGGAGUUCUGCGGGGAGGAGCUGCUCACGUGGGCGCUCGACCCGCGACCCGCCGAGGCGCUGCCGAGGUCCACGCGCACCGUGCGCGCCGUCUCCGAGGUCGAGGCCUUCGCGCUCGUCGCCGAUGACCUACGGUUCGUCGCCUCGCAGUUCCGCCGCCUGCACAGCGCACGUAUCCGCCACAGGUUCCGCUUCUACUCCCACCAGUGGCGCACCUGGGCGGCGUGCUUCAUCCAGGCCGCAUGGCGCCGCCACAAGCGCCGACGCGCGUCCAUGGAGCUCAGGGUGCGCGAGGGCGGCAGCCAGCCGUGGCCGGGAGGGAGCGUUAGGCGCCGUCGGCAUAGUUGCGACGGCAAGGCGCUCAAGAAACCCAUGGAGCCGGAUUUCACGGUGGAACAAGAAGACUGAAAUGUUUCUUCAUUGCUUUCUCAACUAGCAAUGCCGUCACUAGUUUUGCUAAAAACUCAAACUAUGAUAAAUGUUUUAGGAAAAAACAUCAAUAUCUAUAAUAUCUACUCCCUCUCUUCUUAAA